AUGUCGAUCCCCGUUGCCGGAAGUGUGCUUCUGCGCGACAAUCAGGCCGUUGUUGUCUUGUCGGUGGCACAGGAUGGCGCGGCGGCUCCUGGGGGACCUGGUGGGGGACCUGCAGACAACCUACAAAUGCUGCUGAAUCAAGUCCUCGCCGGGGACCAUGCAGUACAUGAAAGUAGACAACCACUUGCGCGAAAGCACCUAGCGGCAAUGGUCUGCAACAUUCAGAAAGGACUCCGACUGGCCCCUGUCGGAUUGCUGGGCAGCUGGAGUCCUGACGCCUCACGAAAGCUCCUACAUGCCCUGGCUCUCCCCAAAGUGAUCCGUCCCAAAAAGGAGACUGCCACAGCCUCCCAACCUGUCUUGCAGCUGACGAAUGGUACUUCAUCCUCGUCGACGUCGUCCACGUCUGACUCUUCCUCUGACUCUGACUCCUCGUCGGCAUCAGAAGAAGAGCAAUGGCAAGGAGUACCGAACCCGUCUUUAGGCGUUGCACCUGAAGUUGAUACUGAGUACGAGUACGUGCCCAACCCGGCCCUCAACAUUGCCCCCCCCCUCGCCUGUAGGUGGCGUCGUGGACAGUCCAGAGGAGGUUGCAGGAUCCAAUGGGAGCGCAAGUGUGGCAUCUUGGAAUGA
Messenger RNA from Cladocopium goreaui, 633 nucleotides. The record is from the annotation of a GenBank genome assembly. NCBI's taxonomy places the organism in Eukaryota, Dinophyceae, Suessiales, Symbiodiniaceae.